CCCAAAGGGGUGGGAGGGGUCAACUGUCAUCUUCACUGUCCUGCAAAAGUAGCAGCGUAGGAAAAUCAGGUGUAUUUAUCAUUGCAGAUAUUAAGAUGAGCGCAGAGGCACUGGAGCAGCCGGCCGCUGAACAGGCAGAGCAACAUGGAAUCGUCUUCAACCGACAAAUCAAAACAGAGGACAUCAAUGAGUCCCUUCAUACCUCGAGCCUGAAGACAUGUCUGCUCACACCGGGCUGUGCGCUGCCUGGAGGACAACUGGCCGGGGAGUUGGCCUCACUCCACACCAUGCAGCAGCUGGUGUUGAUGCCACCAUCUCACCCACCUCACACACCCCCCUUCCUGUUGUCCCAGAGUCCCAGCAGCCACCAAGCACGGUGGCGACACAAUGAACAAGAGCAGCACACCCACGCACUCCUGCAGCAGAACUUAUUGUCUCUUCCAAGUCCGAGUCAGUCUGGUCUCCUCCAGCACCAGCCUGGUCUUGCCCUGGCCCCACAGGCCAUGAGUCGCUCUGCUCUGAAUGGACCAUCUUUGGAGAACCAUAUGGAUAUGAACCAUCUGCAGAUCCCCAAACACAUGUCAGUGCCACCCCAGGAGGAGCCCAGUGACCUGGAGGAGCUCGAGCAGUUUGCCAAAGCAUUCAAACAAAGGCGCAUCAAACUGGGCUUCACUCAGGGAGACGUGGGCCUGGCUAUGGGAAAGCUAUAUGGCAAUGACUUCAGCCAGACCACAAUCUCUCGCUUUGAGGCCCUGAAUCUCAGCUUCAAAAACAUGUGCAAGCUGAAGCCUCUGCUGGAGAAAUGGCUGAGUGAUGCAGAGAACUCUCCUUCUGACUCAAUGAACAGCCCCACCUCUCUGAUGCCCCUGAUGGAAGGCUAUGGACGCAAACGGAAAAAGAGGACAAGCAUUGAAACAAACAUCAAGUUGACUCUGGAGAAACGGUUCCUUGACAAUCCCAAGCCAAACUCAGAGGAGAUAACCCUCAUCUCAGAGCAGCUGUCCAUGGAGAAGGAAGUGGUUCGGGUUUGGUUCUGCAAUCGGCGUCAAAAGGAGAAGAGGAUCUACUGUCCAGUGACAAGCUUACCAGCCAAAUCACACAGCUACAACUCCAGAAUGGCCCCAGCAUCCAGAUCCUACAGUCCUCUGGCUUCAGCUGCAGUUUCAUCCAGCUCUUCUCCAAACAGUGCCAGCCGUGGAGCCUCUCCCAACAGUGUGUCGGCCUCUCUGAGCUCUCAUGUUAACCCGACCUCCUACAGCAGCCCAGGGUCCUGGUACCGUGCGUGGAGUCCUGCUGCCUAUCAUCACUGACAAACCAAUCAACCAUUCAGGGGUGCUGUCUGAGGAAGACAUGAAGGCAACGCAACACACUGAGACUCCACCCCUUUGUGCAACUGGUGCAUCAGAUUUAGAUUGACAGCCUUCAAAAGCCUGACAUGAUGCUAACAUGCAGACACCAUACAAAGUGCAUUUCUGUGGUUGCCCAACUCGAUCAGUAAGUGAGAGUGACUCUAGUGCUCACAGUGUCAACUGCAACCUGGCGUGAUGCUGUCAUAGCACUGCAGCAGUGAUGUCACCAUCCCGUUUUAAUUAACUUAUC
Molecule: messenger RNA, 1599 nt
Organism: Thalassophryne amazonica
Lineage: Eukaryota; Metazoa; Chordata; Actinopteri; Batrachoidiformes; Batrachoididae
Gene: pou2f3
Product: POU class 2 homeobox 3
Exons: 13
Coding region: 96-1310 (404 amino acids)
Biological process (GO): regulation of transcription by RNA polymerase II
Molecular function (GO): RNA polymerase II cis-regulatory region sequence-specific DNA binding; DNA-binding transcription factor activity, RNA polymerase II-specific
Source: RefSeq, a predicted model, not a curated record